Messenger RNA from Peniophora sp. CBMAI 1063, 2178 nucleotides. The record is from the annotation of a GenBank genome assembly. Lineage: Eukaryota; Fungi; Basidiomycota; Agaricomycetes; Russulales; Peniophoraceae.
AUGCCUGUACACGCGAAGAUAGCUGGACCAUCGCCUUCUGAAGCGAUAAAGGCGGUAAAGCGCAACCGUGGCCGGCCAGCCAACACAGGCGCUCCGCAGAAGCGUAUGAUGAUUGAGGACAUUGCAGGGUAUCGCUCUCUUAAGGCUAGAAGCGCGCCGCAAAGCGACAUUACGGCGAUAAUCAACUCCGAGACUCGGAAAAUCAUUCAACACUUUGGAUGGACAGAUCCGCUGCGCGCCGUAUCCCCGGUCACAGUAGUCGAGGCCGAUAGUCAGGACGAGCACGAACAGAAGCGAAGAGACGCUGUAUUCAAGAAGGUCCGCGCGGAAGUGAGAAAGGUUUGGCGGGAGAACCUGCUGGCCGCGCCUUCUCACACAGCCGACAAGUCUUCGGUCCAGAUCGCGGAGUUGAUUAAACUUUUCGCUCGCAAGCCCCGUCGCAAACAACUUUAUAAGGUCUGGGCCACAUCACAAGCACGUCCUGACCUGGAGGCGGAAGUAGACAAACGCCAUGCCGUCAAAAUGCAACAGAGCGCAUCCAAUACACGCCACAUUCCGCGUGUGGCGACGUGGAACGAAGUGGCCUCUGAGUGGUUUCAUUUGGCAAGCAAACGGGAGAAGAAGGCAGCUCGCAAACAAAGCAAGCGUGCAUAUCGGCAGGACAAAAAGGGUUGGGAACUCGGCGCGUCUGCGACGCCAGACUCUCCUGAUGAGGCUAUCGAGUUCAUGGAGGCGUCGCAGACUUUUCUAAGCGAUCUUAUGCACUUCUUUGCGAGUAGGGCUUCAGGAAUAGCCGUCAUGUUCCUGAGCGGCCCCAACGGUGCCAGUUUGAUGUGGGUGCUUGCGCUCUCUCACUGCACCUUGCGCUCAUACACAAUCAGCUCUGAAGGCGUAUGUAACGUACCCGAACGACCGAAACUGCUUUACACCGAAGUAAACCCAGACGACUGCACGCACUUCAAAUAUGCAUUGGCGAAACAAACACAGAUUCUGAACGCCGACAAGAACAGCGACGAUGAUGUCGAAGGCGAAGAAGUUGAAGUCGAAGGUGGCCGUAUUGAGGGCGGAGAGGUUGAAGGCGAAGAGGUCGAAGAGGAGGGUGUCAACGACGGGGAUGGCGAUGCUGACGAAGACAUUGCAGACGAUGAUGAUGGUGUGGAAGGGACGGACAAGGUCGAAUUUCUGCUGUAUCCCCCACUUAUGAGUGGCAACCAGCAGGGAGCCCAAGAGACGCACUCGCGCAAUCAUUCUGAUCCUGACGCCUACGAAGGGUCGCUUUCAGUACACUCUAAUGCUGAGACUAGCGCGGACGAACCGAUCUUUGUUGACAACCCUUACCCCUUCGACAUAACUUGUGGCAUAUUUCCCGCGCAGAGGGCCGGCAUGGCGACAUACUUCGCAUUCGAUGUGGAAAAGCACUACACACGGUCGAUUGCGGACACGGCCGAGUACGCCCGCGUAUUUCGCGUUGCAGUGUCCAAGAUACUACCACGCAAGCCAUGGCUAGAAGAGUCCAAUACGGUGAAUUUCCUUAGGUCAGUGCCGAAAAAGCUGCAAGAUCGGAUAGACGUACAGCUAGCGUGCGAUCUGAGCAUGGCGUACCUGAGUUUUGAAGCGAGCGGUUUGGACGAGUUUCCUCUAGACGUGAAGGCAAUGAAGACGUCGGAUGGAUCCGCUAUUACCCAACUUCCGAGUUAUGUGGCAGGCUUACAGUCAAGAUCCUUCGCGUCCAGAUGGAACAAUAGAGCCGAUAAGGGUAUAUCCAGGACACCGGCGCAGCUGGAUGCAGACAUUGACGUUACGCUGCCCCACCAAUGGGCACUACUGCAACCGAAGGAACGCUUGGACGACCAAGAGCGCAUAGUUCACGCUGCUAACGCGAGUAUGACCUGGAAGAAAGCUUUGGCCCCAGGAAUAGACGGCGUACGCUUGCUCGUUGUGACAGCUUUAGUCUGGGCAUGGAACAUCGGGGAAGAGGAGCACACGCAGUGGUCGUACUUGGCGAUCGAUAUGAUCCAGGUCCUUCGCAUCCUAUGUCAUCAGGCCACCCUCCAGGAAGCCUACAGUUCAGAAAGAGUGACCGGACAAGCUGAAAGCUGCAUACCAGAGGGGCGUAAGAAAUCCGCGCGCAAGUGGAAAAAGAGUGCAAAACUUCGAGAGUCGGAGAGAAGUGGGUGA